AUGACUAUGAAGGGGGUUAGGAGCACUAGGAAUCUAGAUCCUAGAAUGAAAAAAGUCAUUUUGGAUAAAAGAAUAGAAGCACUAUUUAAGCAAGCAAAUGAAUUGUCAAUUCUAUGUGAUAUUGAAGUUGGUGUAAUUGUUUUUGGUCCAGGAGAGAACAAUGCUUUUGUUUGGCCAUCUGUAGCACAGGCUAGUGAUAGAGUGAAAAACUAUUUAGCUAGCAUCGAGACUGCAAAGGUAAAGAAGUUGUCAACGCAUGUCGAUGAACUUGAGAAAAUAGUGGAUGCGCGAAUAAAACGUGUUUAUGAAAAAGAGCAAAUGGUUAAGCGGAAGGAAAUGGAAAAACUAUUUAACGAUCUUGUUGAGGCAAAAAUUCAAUUCAAUGAACUUGACACUACAGAAACUAGAGGUUUGUUAAAUCUAUUUGAUACUAAGAAGAUCCAACUCAAUGAAAGGAAAAGGCAACAAAGUGAAAACGUUUGA
Messenger RNA from Solanum pennellii, 483 nucleotides. Its product is annotated as MADS-box transcription factor 47-like. Bases 1 to 483 code for a protein of 160 amino acids. The transcript has a single exon. Lineage: Eukaryota; Viridiplantae; Streptophyta; Magnoliopsida; Solanales; Solanaceae. Gene Ontology annotation, molecular function: DNA binding; protein dimerization activity. The record is from RefSeq and is a predicted model, not a curated record.